AUGGCCGAUAUUCGAACUCAGGCGCUCAAAGAGCCCAUUGAUGUCGCCGAAUACCUUUUUAAGAGACUUCACCAAGUCGGCGUCCGCUCAGUCCACGGCCUUCCUGGAGACUACAACCUUGUUGCUCUCGACUACCUCCCUGGGUCUGGCCUGACCUGGGUCGGCAGUGUUAACGAACUCAAUGCUGGUUAUGCGGCAGAUGGCUAUGCCCGCGUCAAGGGAAUCUCUGCCAUCAUCACCACCUUCGGCGUCGGUGAAUUAUCAGCCAUUAAUGCCCUCGCCGGCGCAUACUCCGAGCAUGUCCCCGUCGUCCACAUCGUCGGAUGCCCCUCCACCAUCUCACAGAGAAAUGGAAUGCUUCUGCACCACACUCUAGGCAAUGGAGACUUCAACGUCUUUGCGAACAUGAGCUCACAAAUCUCUUGUGAUGUCGCCAAGCUCAACAACCCCGCCGAGAUCGCCAACCAGAUUGAUCAUGCUCUCAAGGAAUGCUGGAUUCGCAGUCGUCCAGUAUACGUCAUGCUGCCUACCGACAUGGUCCAAAAGAAGGUUGAGGGCGAAAGACUGAGAACACCUAUUGACCUCAGCGAGAUCCCUAAUGACCCCGCGAAGGAGGACUACGUCGUCGAAGUUGUCUUGAAGUCACUACACGCGGCCAAGAAACCGGUCAUGCUCAUUGAUGCCUGCGCCAUUCGGCACCGUGUACUCCCCGAGGUCCAUGACCUUUUGGAGAAGGCCAAAGUGCCUGUUUUUGUCACUCCGAUGGGCAAGGGCGCUGUCAACGAGACACAUCCCAACUACGGCGGUGUUUACGCCGGAGAUGCCUCACAGCCCGACGUCAAGGAGAGAGUGGAAUCUUCUGACUUGAUACUUUCCAUUGGCGGUCUCAAGAGUGAUUUCAAUACGGCCGGCUUCUCUUAUCGGACAUCACAGCUCAACACCAUCAAUUUCCACAGCACGCACACAACAGUUCGCUAUUCAGAGUAUCCUGGCGUCACCAUGCGCGGUGUCUUGCGCAAGGUGAUCAACAACCUCGACCCUGAAAAGCUCAGCAUUGUACCUUCGCCGGAUGUUUCUAACAAUUUGCCCAUCGACGACAACGAUCCAUCCCAGACCAUCACUCAAAAGUACCUAUGGCCGAGAGUUGGCCGCUACCUCCGCGACAACGACAUCGUGGUUACCGAAACUGGCACCGCCAACUUCGGUAUUUGGGACACCAAAUUCCCGGCUGGCGUCACAGCUUUGAGCCAGGUCCUUUGGGGUAGUAUUGGCUGGUCUGUUGGUGCUGCGCAGGGUGCUGCGCUGGCCGUCAAAGACGCCGGCGAAGACAGGAGGACGAUCUUGUUUGUCGGCGAUGGAUCAUUUCAGCUCACGGCGCAAGAGAUAACAACAAUGUUGCGCCAUGGCCUGAACCCGACAAUCUUCGUCAUUUGCAAUGACGGUUUCACUAUUGAGCGGUUCAUCCACGGCAUGGAGGCCGAAUACAACGAUAUAGUCCAGUGGCAAUACAAGGAGUUGGUUACUGUAUUCGGUGGAACCGAGCAGACGGCCAAGAAGUUCGUCGUCAAGACCAAGGACGAGUUGGAGAAGCUCCUGACCGAUGAGAAUUUCAACAACCCCACGACGCUGCAGUUUGUGGAGCUCUACGUCCCCAAGGAGGAUGCUCCAAGAGCUCUUAUCAUGACAGCAGAGGCCAGCGCCAAGAACAACGCAAAGGUCGAGGAGAUCAUUGACAUCCCCUUAUCGUCCGAUUUCGUCGUCCCGUCGUCCGUCCUUCCUCGAUGCGUUGAUACGAUGGCUGAUCGGGCGGGGAUGGCUGAUGGCGGUCGCGGCACGGGAGCAUGGCAAACUCCUCACCAAAAGGCCAAGGUCGCCAAUCUCCAGGACAGAGACGCUUCCCUGGAAGUGGGUGAUCAGGGUGUAUGGGUUACUUUCGCUCGAGGGAUGGACAGUAAAGCCAUCCGUGAGUUCAACUUCAUUUGUGACGAGUAUGGCAAAACCAUAUAUGGACUUGUUCCACCCGGCGAGGACAUCGAGCCUGGUGACGAGGACGAGGACAUUGAGGCAUCCAUCAAAAAAGAGCUUGUCAGCAUGAGCUCUGUCAACCAGAAAAAUUCCAAGCGGAACUUCAAGGCUAUCCGCGCUGGUAUUGAGUGUGUCUUCUUCAUGAAAACACGAGACCCCAUUGAACCAGUUGAGCUGUGUCGUCGCAUCUGCCGAGAUGCUGGCGCUUGUCCAGAUUUGAAAGAGCGCAAGACCAAAUACAUCAAUAGGUUGACACCUGUGAGUGCUCUGGACAAGGCCUCGGAGAAUGGUGUAGUAAGGACGGCACGAAAGGCUCUCGCGUCUUGGUUCAAUUUGACAGCGAGCGAGACAGCCGUAGAGGAUGGAGUGGGAGUCAAGAACGAUGUGGCGGGAGCGGAUGGAAACGAGACCGGGCCAGAAAUCAAGUUGGAUGCGAAGCACGCGUACACGUAUGCAAUCCGGCCCUCCAUACGUAGCAACAGCUCCAUCGAGCGUGACGACCUUAUCAAGCAAAUAGCCAGUACCAUCGACCAGAGACACAAAGUCAAUCUCAGCAACCCCGAUAAGGUGAUACUUGUUGAUAUCUUUCAGAGCUACUGCGGCAUGAGCGUAAUCAACGGCAGUGACUGGGAUGGGCUCAAAAAGCUCAACGUUAACGAGAUGUACAAAGCGUCGCCGGGUGCAAAGGGUGCAAAGCCCAAGUCAUCACCUAUCGAGACAGAGAAAACACCCGAGGAAGGCAUCAUGGGCGAGGCAGCAUGA
This is a messenger RNA of Colletotrichum gloeosporioides, 2787 nucleotides long. RefSeq names its product Pyruvate decarboxylase. The record is from RefSeq and is a predicted model, not a curated record. Gene Ontology annotation, molecular function: magnesium ion binding; RNA binding; thiamine pyrophosphate binding. NCBI's taxonomy places the organism in Eukaryota, Fungi, Ascomycota, Sordariomycetes, Glomerellales, Glomerellaceae. Gene Ontology annotation, biological process: tRNA modification. The transcript is spliced from 8 exons. The coding region runs from base 1 to 2787 and encodes 928 amino acids.